This is a messenger RNA of Puccinia triticina, 1494 nucleotides long. RefSeq lists its product as uncharacterized. The record is from RefSeq and is a predicted model, not a curated record. The coding region runs from base 1 to 1494 and encodes 497 amino acids. Lineage: Eukaryota; Fungi; Basidiomycota; Pucciniomycetes; Pucciniales; Pucciniaceae. Gene Ontology annotation, cellular component: Set1C/COMPASS complex. Gene Ontology annotation, molecular function: protein binding. The transcript has 7 exons.
AUGAACAGGGAACUGCAGGAUCCGUUUGCGCAAGAUUUUCCAGACACGGUGGAAAGCUCGCUUGAUUCGUUAGCGAUCAUCACCAAGUUCAACCCUACGGGUAUGUUUUGUGGACAGUAUUUGGCGAUAGGGAGGCUGGAUGGCUGCGUGACGAUCGUCGACUUCGAGACCAAGAGGACAAUCAAAUUCUUGAUGGGUCAUGUCAAGCCGAUCACCUCAUUGGACUGGAGCCGUAAUUCUCGCUAUCUGUUGAGCUCGAGUAGAGAUUGGAACGUGAUCAUUUGGGACUUAAACUCCGGUGAACGCGAGCAGACCGUGCGAUUCGAUGCUCCUGUCACCAGUGCCCAGUUCCAUCCAAUCAACAGAAAAUUACUCGUCGUCACUCUUCAAAGUCAAGAGGAAGCGGUUUUUGUUGAUCUUCGCUCUCAAGGUGGAAGAUGGGAAUUGGACGCGCGACAAUCUCGCCAGUCUACCAACCCAGACGAAAACCCAUCUACCCACGAGAGCCCGGAAAAGGACCAGGCUUCCUCUGGCAAACGUGCAUCGCGUCGGAAGAGACAGGCUGCUACCGUUGCUAGAUUCAAUCCCAGUGGUGACCUGAUCUAUGUUGGAACUUCUCAGGGCACGUUACAUAUAUUUGAUUGUAGAACUAAAGUCUUAGUGCAUAUCGAACAGAUCUCGAAUAACAACACCAUCAAGUCGAUGGAGUUUGACACUAAGGGCAGCUCAAUAGUCCUGAACUCGAACGAUCGAAUAAUCCGGGUGUAUAGUUUGAAGUUCAAGGCCGGAGAAUUGAUACCGUCGAUGAUUUUGGACCACAAAUUCCAGGAUACCAUCGUUCGCACUCCCUGGCAAGGCUGCGGAUUUGGCUCGGAGUAUGUCGUUGCUGGCGCAGGCCAUAAAGACUCCCAUCAGAUAUUCAUUUGGGAUCGUAGUUCGGGAACGUUGACUAAAAUCUUGGACGGGCCUAAAGACCCUUUGGAAGCUUUUGAUUGGCAUCCCACUCGACCGAUUGUAGCGUCGGUCUCAAUAUUGGGGUUGAUCCAUAUCUGGGUCACUGGCGUGACUGAGAACUGGAGUGCGUAUGCGCCUGGGUUCGACGAGCUGGAUGAGAACGUUGAAUAUCGUGAAAGGGAGGACGAAUUUGAUUACGAAGAUGAAUCGGAUCUUGAAAGAAGGCGAAAAGACGAACAAGAAGGAUCCAUCGAGAUUUCCAAGGCUGAAGAGAAUGUGUACUCGAACCGGAUCGAAGUUCACAAGAAGCGGAGGAAACUGCUGUUAGCUGCGGGUACCGAGGACGAUCGGGAGUUGCUGAAAGAACUGGACCAGGUCGAGCUCGACGAUUUCAUCAUGUUCGAACUCGAUGAGCAGGAUUCGAAAGACGACUUCUUCAUCCCUAUCGAUUAUCGUCUGGAAUUCCAACAUCACGCCUCCACUCAUGAUGAUGAUGAGCAUAAUAACAACUCUCCUCAUUUCUCCAUUGACAGCUCAUGA